CCGUGCAUUUCUUGUACCAAGAUCACCCAUCUGAGUACAUCUCUGGCUGGAAAAUUGCUGGGGUCAUCAGAGCCCGAUUGAAUCACUCAACUCCAAGCAUUAGAUCAUCAUGCUGAGCUGCAGUUGUACCGGACCUGGGAUGGCUCCUGCUGUCAGCUGCUACUUUUUGGUGGUGCUUCUUUCAGCCAGCUGUGAAGUUGUCACCUCCUCAGAUCAGAUGUGCAUCGAGAAAAAAACCAACAAAAUAUAUAACUGCGAAAAUUUGGAUCUCAGUGAAGUUCCUGACACGCUACCAAACACAACAGAAUUUUUGGAAUUCAGCUUUAAUUCCUUGCCCACAAUUCAAAAUACAACCUUCAGGAGACUCAUAAACCUUAUCUUUUUGGAUUUAACCAGGUGCCAAAUUAACUGGAUACAUGAAAAUGCUUUUCAAAGCCAUCCUCAGCUGAGCACACUUGUGUUAACUGGAAACCCCCUGAUAUUUGUGGCAGAAACAGCACUUAGUGGGCCCGAGUCACUGAAGCACCUAUUCUUAACCCAAACAGGACUAUUCAGCCUUGAGUUUAUCCCAGCACACAAUCUCAAAAACUUGGAAAGUUUGUAUCUUGGAGGCAACUAUAUUUCCUCAAUGAAAUUUCCCAAAGACUUCCCAACAAGGAACCUAAAAGUCUUGGAUUUUCAGAAUAAUGCCAUACACUACCUUUCUAGAGAGGAUAUGGACUCUCUGAGAGCAACUACCAACCUGAGCCUUAACUUCAAUGGCAAUGACAUUAAAGGCAUUGAGCCCGGGGCUUUCAAGUCAAUGGUCUUCCAAAGUUUGAAAUUUGGAGGGACUGUUAACUUGUCUGUUAUAUUCAGCGGUCUGCAUAAUUCUACUAUUCAGUCUCUCUGGCUAGGGACAUUUGAGGAUACUGAAGACCAAGAUCUGAGUUCGAGCAUGCUUGAGGGGCUUUGUGAAAUGUCUGUUGAGAGCAUGAACCUGCAGAAACACCAUUUUUCUGAUCUGUCUUCGGCCACGUUUCAGUGUUUCACCCACCUCCAGGAACUGGACUUGACAGCUACCCACUUGCAAAAAUUACCAUCUGGGCUUAAAGAUAUGCACUCCCUGAAGAAAUUAGUUCUCAAUGUAAAUAAGUUUAACCAAUUAUGUCAAAUCAAUGCUGAUAGUUUUCCCUCCCUCACACACCUCUACCUCAAAGGCAAUGUAAUAAAACUCCAACUCGGUGCUGGCUGUUUAGAAAAAUUAGAAAAUCUGCAGACACUUGAUUUAAGCCAUAAUGAUAUUGAGGCUUCUGAUUGCUGCAAUCUACAACUCAAAAAUCUGUCCCACUUGCAAAGCCUAAACCUGAGCUACAAUGAGCCCCUUGGUCUCAGGAAUGAAGCAUUCAAAGCAUGUCCUCGGCUAGAACUCCUGGACUUGGCCUUUACUCACUUACAUGUUAAUGCUCCACAAGGUCCUUUCCAAAACCUUCAUCUCUUGCAGGUUCUGAAUCUCUCUCACUGCUUCCUUGAUACCAGCAAUCAGCAUCUUUUAGCAGGCCUGGAGAAUCUCCGGCAUCUGAAUUUACAGGGCAAUCACUUUCAAGAUGGGAAUAUCCCAAAGACCAACCUAUUUCAGAUGGUAGGAAGCUUAGAGAUUCUGGUGUUAUCCUCCUGUGAUCUCUUUUCCAUAGACCGGGAAGCCUUCCACGGCCUUGGAAAUAUUGUUCAUGUAGACUUAAGCCAUAACAACCUGACAUCUGAUAGCAUCAAUGCCCUCAGCCAGUUUAAGGGCACCUACCUCAAUCUGGCCACCAAUAGCAUUCGCAUUAUCCCACCCCAUCUCCUUCCUACCUUGUCCCAGCAGAACAUCAUUAAUUUAAGUCACAAUCCCUUGGAUUGCACUUGCUCAAAUGUUCAUUUUUUAACAUGGUACAAAGAAAAUGUGCAAAAACUGGAGGACUUCAAGGAGACCAGGUGUGCAUAUCCCCCAUCGCUACAGGGAGUUCAGCUAUCUGAUGUCACACUGUCCUGUGGGAUUACAGCUGUGAGCAUCUUCUUUCUGACAGUAUUUUUGUUCUUGUUGGCUGCUCUUCUCCUCUAUACAGUUAAAUUCUUUCUCAGGUGGAAAUAUCAACACCUUUAGUGUCAAAGGCUUCCAGAGAAGACAAAUAAAUUUGUUUAGGAAAACACAUUUUUGUGGAGAAACUGGAAUCUCUUAGUGACCAGACUUCUCAUAUUGGUUCCUGGUGCUGGGCUAGAAAUGAUUGUGCUUUUCUGAACUUCCUACCCUUGAAACCCUUCCAUGGCAGAUAAAUUAACUCAAGCCAAAACCCAGACACUUGUGAGAGACAUAGAGCCAUUUCCUUGUGUGGAAGGUGGGCGGAAGAUGAGGAGGAACAACCCACCAUGGGACCAUCUGCUUUGCUUGAUCUAACAUCCCUCCCGACACUUCCCACCCUGUCCAUUUUAAAUGGAAAGAGGAAAAUACAAUUAAUUUUAAAGAAAAGACUAAGAAAUGAAUCCUUGGUUUUCUAAGGCUUUUAUAAUGCCCCUAGCAUGCAAAUAACUACAAAAAGACCCCCCUUCAAUAUCCCCAAGGUUUAAAAUUUCACUGGCCUCAUACACUUCUCCACCCAGGAGGCUCUCAGCUGCCUAUUGGGUAUUCUGGCUUUUAUGUUGCAGGUCCAACUUACAGGUGAAAAAAUACUCCUUUCAUUGGGUAUCUGGUUCUUACAAGUUGCUUUCCCAUGGGAACCAUAAGAUAAAUGGUGGUUUCGUUCCUAGGCUGGUUCUCAAAAGCCUCUUUAACUUGGAGGGCAUUCAAGAGAGCAUGUUCACAAUGGAAACCAGUGGAAGAAACCAUCCCUACAGAGCCACUGUUGGGAGCACAAGAAUGACAGCUUCCUGAAAAGUUUUUUUUUGUUGAGGCUGAAGUUGUCAGCAAAGGUUGUGCCAGUGGUAGACUGAGGACAGUGCCAUUGAAUGGAAAUGGACAGAGAGGACAGGGAAGCUGGUAAUGAUGUAGACCUUCUCAAGGCCUAGAGGAGCUCUACUCCUGCAGGACUUGAUUUUCUCAAGUCUGGAUCGCUAAGCAAGCUUGCUGGGAACUCCUGUGCUUUGUUGCUGUGUGGACAGCCUCCCUCAUCCUCUGCAUUCAUGGAUUCAAGCAACUGUGGAUGGACAAUAUGUGGAACAGAUCCACCAUAUAUACUGAAUAUAUAUGGAGUUUUUUUCACAUCAUUUAUUCCCUAAACAAUACAGAGCAUUUGCAUUGUCUUGCGUAUUAUAAAUAAUCUGGGAACGAUUUGAAGUACAGAGGAAGAUGUGUAGGCUACAUGCAAAUAUGCCAUUUUAUAUAAAUGCACAUCUGAAGAUUUUGUUAUCCAUAAAGGGUCCUGGAAUCAACUCCCCUAUGGAAACCAAGGGAUGAUUGUAUAGGCCUUGCUAAAGAGCUACCACUAAUUUUAGGUUAGAGAUGUUAAUUUAUAAUUCUGAAAUUCUGAUUGGAUAUUAAAGUAAAAAUUGCUCCAAUGUAAUACCCAGUCAGACUUUAUUAGCGCUUAGGUGGGAGCAUAACGGGGGAGGGGGAUAUUAUCAUAGGGUGGAAAUGUGAAAAUCACUUUCCUCUUUGUCUCUUUUUCUCUCUCAGAAAAAUCAAUACAGGCUGAGCACCAGCUGUGGUGAGCCUCUUUCCCUCUCAGGAUGUCAGGCCUUUGCACUUGCUCUCUCCUUGGCCUGGAAGGCUCUGCAGUCUCCAAAGGAGAGUCCAGUGCCUGUGUUUCCUCCUCUAGGAGGAGCUCUUCCCUCACUUAGCCAAUACAAAUCAAAUUACGCCACACCCAGCACACUCUAGAACCUUCAUCGUCUUUAAAUGUUUAUCAGGGUAUGGGAUUAUCUUCCUCCCUUGCUUCAAUUUCUCUUGUCCUGUCUCACAAGCAGGUCUUUGCCCAGUGGUGUCCUAGAACAUACCUGGGACAAAUAAGGACUCAGUAUAUCUUUUGUUUUGUGACAGGUUCUCACUGUGUAGUUGAGACUGACCAGGAACUCACUAUG
This is a messenger RNA of Fukomys damarensis (Damara mole-rat), 4035 nucleotides long. It is a transcript of the gene Cd180, whose product is annotated as CD180 molecule. Lineage: Eukaryota; Metazoa; Chordata; Mammalia; Rodentia; Bathyergidae. Gene Ontology annotation, biological process: B cell proliferation involved in immune response; cellular response to lipopolysaccharide; positive regulation of lipopolysaccharide-mediated signaling pathway. Gene Ontology annotation, cellular component: extracellular matrix. The coding region runs from base 110 to 2125 and encodes 671 amino acids. The transcript is spliced from 3 exons. Gene Ontology annotation, molecular function: protein binding. The record is from RefSeq and is a predicted model, not a curated record.